Lemur catta (Ring-tailed lemur) is the source of this 1901-nucleotide messenger RNA. It is a transcript of the gene SIGLEC14, whose product is annotated as sialic acid binding Ig like lectin 14. Gene Ontology annotation, molecular function: sialic acid binding. The record is from RefSeq and is a predicted model, not a curated record. The coding region runs from base 107 to 1282 and encodes 391 amino acids. Gene Ontology annotation, cellular component: plasma membrane. The transcript is spliced from 6 exons. NCBI's taxonomy places the organism in Eukaryota, Metazoa, Chordata, Mammalia, Primates, Lemuridae. Gene Ontology annotation, biological process: cell adhesion.
CACCCGCCAGCUUCCUGUACGGACUUCCCCAGCCCCACCCCACACUCGGGGCAUUUCUUUCCCUGACAGAGGACUGGGCCCCGGCUCCGGACCUGGCGAUGCAGACAUGCUGGCCCUGCUGCUGCUGCCCCUGCUGUGGGGGGGGUCCCUGCAGGACACAGGGUACCAGCUGCAAGUGAAGAAGUCAGUGACGGUACAAGAGGGCCUGUGCGUCCUCGUGCCCUGCUCCUUCUCCUACCCACCCUGGACUUCGUGGUAUGCCUUUAACCCAGUCUACCUCCACUGGUUCCGGGAUGAGGACAGGAUAUACUAUAAUGAUGUUGUGGCCACAAACAAGCCAAACAGAGCAGUGAAGACAGGCACCAAGGGCCGAUUCCUCCUCCUUGGGGACGUCAGGACCAGAAACUGCUCCCUGAGCAUCAGAGACGCCAAGAUAGAGGACACAGGGACCUACUUCUUCCAAGUGGAGAGUAGCAAUUCUGCAAAACAUACUUACGAAAACGAUAAGCUGUAUCUGCAGGUGACAGCCCUGACAGAGAAACCCGACAUCCACUCUCUGGAGCCUGUGGAGUCCGGCCGCCCCACAAACCUGAGCUGCAGCCUGCCAGGAUCCUGCGAAGGGGGACGGCCUCUCACAUUCUCCUGGACGGGGGCUGCCCUCAAGUCCCUGGACCCCGACACCCUUCACUCCUCGGCAAUCACUCUCACCCCGAGGCCCCAGGACCACGGCACCAACCUCACCUGUCAGGUGAAACUCCAAGGAAGUCAUGUGACCACAGAGAGAACUGUCCAGCUCAAUGUCUCCUAUGCUCCACGGAACCUCACCAUCAGCAUCUUCAGAAAUGGCACAGUCCUGAAGAUCCUGAACGACGGCACGUCAUUGCCUGUCCUGGAGGGCCAGUCCCUGAGCCUCAUCUGUGUGGUUGACAGCAACCCCCCUGCCAGGCUGAGCUGGUCCCGGGAGGGAAAAACCCUGGAUCCCCCCCAGGCCUCGGCGCCCGGGGUCCUGGAGCUGCUCUCCGUAGGGGCUGGAGAUGGAGGGGAAUUCACCUGCGGGGCUCAGCACCCACUGGGCUCCCAGCAUCUUUCGUUGAGCCUCUCUGUGCAGAGAAGCCCCUCUGGCUGCAGAUGUGUGACUGAGGAACAGGAGGGCUCCCGGGCCCUGGUCAUCACCCUGCUCCGGGGGGCCCUCAUGGGGGCUGGCUUCCUCCUCACCUAUGGCCUCACCUGGAUCUACUAUACCAGGCUAGCAAAGCUGCCUCUCUCCAGGGAAGCCCAGUAAUAAGCCCCUGAGUCCCAGGUGGGGCUGAGCUCUCCUGACCCACCUGGAGCCAGAAUUAAAGUGGCUGGAUCUGAUCUGAGACCCGUGUUGGCUAUGCAGGCGCAGAGGUUCCCAGGGGAUCAGGGCUGAGAGCCCGACUGAGCCCUUCCUUCCCAAGACAGAACUGAGGUGUGGACACCAAGCCCAGAGGGACAGACGUGGGCCAUCACUGUCAGCUUCCUUCUGGAAACUCACACCCCACUGACUGCCCCUUGUUUCCUGCCUGCCCCAUGCCCAUCUACUUACUCCCCUUCUCCCUGUUGGUCCUGUCCCAGCCCCAGCUACAUCACCCUCAUCCCUUCCCCUCCCAGCCUUCUCCUCCCUCUCCAACCCCAGGACUGCACAGGGAAUGCACUUAGGGUCUUAUCCUCCAUUACCCAAAACUUACCUUCUUAACACUUGAGUUUCUGGUCUCCUGAACUUCCAUGUCAGGAUAGACACGGAUGCACAGUGCAGUCAUGAACACAGCUUUGCUUUUUAUUUAAAGACUCUACCUCAUUAUGAUUAUUAUAAAAUAUUAUAGCAUUUAAUUAUACGUGAAAAUUUAUUAAACAAUACAACGUAAAAAUUGAUUUCACCA